This is a messenger RNA of Artibeus jamaicensis (Jamaican fruit-eating bat), 6265 nucleotides long. It is a transcript of the gene ANKIB1, whose product is annotated as ankyrin repeat and IBR domain containing 1. Gene Ontology annotation, molecular function: ubiquitin protein ligase activity; zinc ion binding; ubiquitin conjugating enzyme binding. The transcript is spliced from 20 exons. NCBI's taxonomy places the organism in Eukaryota, Metazoa, Chordata, Mammalia, Chiroptera, Phyllostomidae. Gene Ontology annotation, biological process: protein polyubiquitination; ubiquitin-dependent protein catabolic process; positive regulation of proteasomal ubiquitin-dependent protein catabolic process. The record is from RefSeq and is a predicted model, not a curated record. Bases 520 to 3798 code for a protein of 1092 amino acids. Gene Ontology annotation, cellular component: ubiquitin ligase complex; cytoplasm.
AGGAGGGCGGCUGGAGCUUUGCGCGCGCUCGAGAGCACUAGGCUGGAGCAUGAGCCGGACUUGACCGCGAGGCGGAGGCAAGAGCCACCGCCCCCUCUUCCCCUCCCCCGAGUGGAGCUGCGCGGCGGGCGGGAGAAGGAUGGGGGUCGCCCGCGGACUCUGAGCCUCGCCGCGGGCGCUUCUGGCUCACGCAGCGUGCCCGCGAGUCUCCAGUGCGCACCCUCGGCCCCAAAAGCCUCCGCCCGGCGGGCGCACCCGGACCACCGAGUAGGGGGCGCCUGCCCAGGUGGGUGGGGCGGAGGGUAGUGAGUGUGUACCUGAGGUCACCGGCUCCGCGAAAGAGGCAGGGGCGGCCGCGACGGUGGCAGAACUGCAGAGGUGCGGGGUCCCUCCGACCCGUAACCCUCAGCCUGGGAAGUAACCAAUGUGAAACAUGUUACAGAAGCAUUCAAAAAGUGGCUGAAGGGGGAAGGAAAAAAAAAGUGCCACUGCCUGUCAGAAAACAAAACAAAACAAAACAUGGGAAAUACAACCACCAAAUUUCGCAAAGCACUCAUCAAUGGUGAUGAAAACCUGGCCUGCCAAAUAUAUGAAAACAACCCUCAGCUAAAAGAAUCACUUGAUCCAAAUACAUCUUAUGGGGAGCCCUAUCAGCACAAUACUCCUUUACACUAUGCCGCUAGGCACGGAAUGAACAGGAUAUUAGGGACUUUUCUUUUUGGUAGAGAUGGAAAUCCAAAUAAACGGAAUGUGCACAAUGAAACAUCUAUGCAUUUGUUGUGUAUGGGACCUCAAAUUAUGAUAUCUGAUGGAGCCCUUCAUCCUCGCCUGGCACGCCCUGCAGAAGAUGAUUUCAGAAGAGCAGAUUGUCUGCAGAUGAUCUUAAGAUGGAAAGGAGCAAAACUUGACCAAGGGGAAUAUGAGAGAGCAGCUAUUGAUGCUGUAGAUAACAAAAAAAACACACCUCUGCACUAUGCUGCUGCCUCAGGGAUGAAAACCUGUGUGGAGCUGUUGGUGAAGCAUGGAGGAGACUUGUUUGCUGAGAAUGAGAAUAAAGAUACGCCUUGUGAUUGUGCUGAAAAGCAACACCACAAAGAUUUGGCCCUUAACCUGGAAUCUCAGAUGGUAUUCUCACGAGAUCCUGAAGCUGAAGAAAUAGAAGCUGAAUAUGCUGCAUUAGACAAACGAGAGCCAUAUGAAGGAUUAAGGCCUCAGGAUCUUCGCAGACUGAAGGACAUGCUCAUCGUGGAAACAGCAGACAUGCUUCAGGCUCCCCUCUUCACUGCUGAAGCUUUACUUCGAGCUCAUGACUGGGACAGGGAGAAAUUACUUGAAGCUUGGAUGUCCAACCCAGAGAACUGCUGCCAACGAUCAGGUGUUCAAAUGCCAACUCCGCCGCCAAGUGGGUGUAAUGCCUGGGACACGCUCCCUUCGCCAAGGACUCCAAGAACUACACGCUCUUCUGUCACCUCUCCCGAUGAAAUCAGUUUAUCUCCUGGGGAUCUGGACACCAGUUUGUGUGACAUCUGUAUGUGCAGUAUUUCUGUAUUUGAAGACCCAGUGGAUAUGCCCUGUGGACAUGACUUUUGUAGAGGAUGUUGGGAGUCAUUUUUGAACCUGAAAAUUCAAGAAGGUGAAGCUCACAACAUUUUUUGCCCUGCAUAUGAUUGCUUCCAACUUGUACCUGUGGAUAUCAUAGAAAGUGUAGUUUCUAAGGAGAUGGACAAGCGAUACCUACAGUUUGAUAUUAAGGCCUUUGUUGAAAAUAAUCCUGCCAUUAAAUGGUGUCCUACUCCAGGCUGCGAAAGAGCAGUCAGACUGACGAAACAAGGGUCAAAUACAUCUGGGUCUGAUACGCUCAGCUUCCCUCUGCUCAGAGCUCCUGCCGUGGACUGCGGAAAAGGACACCUCUUCUGCUGGGAGUGCCUUGGUGAAGCACAUGAGCCUUGUGAUUGCCAAACAUGGAAAAAUUGGCUACAAAAAAUAACUGAAAUGAAACCAGAAGAACUGGUGGGAGUUAGUGAAGCUUAUGAGGAUGCUGCCAACUGUCUCUGGUUGUUAACUAACUCCAAGCCAUGUGCUAACUGCAAGUCUCCAAUACAGAAGAAUGAGGGAUGCAAUCACAUGCAGUGUGCUAAGUGCAAGUACGACUUUUGCUGGAUUUGCCUAGAAGAAUGGAAAAAGCAUAGCUCUUCCACAGGCGGGUAUUACAGAUGCACUCGCUAUGAGGUCAUCCAGCACGUGGAGGAGCAGUCCAAGGAGAUGACCGUGGAGGCUGAGAAGAAACACAAACGGUUUCAGGAACUUGACAGAUUUAUGCACUAUUACACAAGAUUUAAAAACCAUGAGCAUAGCUAUCAGUUAGAACAACGCCUUCUUAAAACAGCCAAAGAAAAGAUGGAGCAACUGAGUAGAGCUCUCAAAGAAACUGAAGGAGGCUGUCCAGAUACCACUUUCAUUGAAGACGCAGUUCACGUGCUCUUAAAAACUCGCCGCAUUCUCAAGUGUUCUUAUCCCUAUGGAUUUUUCUUAGAACCUAAAAGCACAAAAAAAGAAAUUUUUGAACUCAUGCAAACAGACCUAGAAAUGGUCACUGAAGACCUUGCCCAAAAAGUUAAUAGGCCUUACCUUCGCACACCCCGCCACAAGAUUAUCAAGGCAGCAUGCCUGGUCCAGCAGAAGAGGCAGGAGUUCCUGGCAUCCGUGGCUCGGGGGGUUGCUCCUGCAGACUCACCGGAAGCUCCAAGGCGCAGCUUUGCUGGUGGAACAUGGGAUUGGGAAUAUUUAGGAUUUGCAUCGCCUGAGGAAUAUGCUGAAUUUCAGUAUCGGAGGCGGCACAGACAGCAGCGCCGGCGCGGGGACGUGCACAGCCUGCUCAGUGACCCCCCAGACCCCGACGAGCCCAGUGAAAGCACUUUAGAUCUCCCAGAAGGUGGCAGCAGCCGCAGGCUGAGCCCCUCCGUGGUCGGCUCUGCGUCCAUGAGCGCCCUGCACAGCUCUGCCCUGCGUGACCUCCCCUCCGCCGGCCGCUCCGAACACCAGGAUGCUCUCCAGGCUCUGAGUUCCUUGGAUGAAGAUGAUCCCAAUAUACUUCUCGCAAUACAGUUGUCACUGCAAGAAUCGGGGCUGGCCAUCGAAGAAGGAAACAGAGACUUCCUUGGUAGUGAAGCAUCCUUGGGCGCCAUGGGCACUUCUUUAUCUUCCAGGCUGGACUCGGUCCCCAGGAGCACAGACAGCCCGCAGGCGAUGUUAAGCAGCUCUGAGCUGUUGGAACUUGGCGACAGCCUCCUGAGGCUAGGAGCAGGGAGUGACCCGUUUUCCCCUGACACCCUGAGUUCACACCCUCUCAGUGAGGCACGAAGUGAAUUCUGUCCCUCAUCCAGUGACCCCGACUCAGCUGGCCAGGAUGCCAGCAUCAAUGAUAAUCUUCUUGGCAACAUAAUGGCUUGGUUUCAUGACAUGAACCCUCAGACUAUUGCCCUGAUUCCUCCAGCGGCUUCAGAAGUCAGUGCAGAUUCCCAGCCCCCCUGUGUCAGAGAUGGGUCAGAAGGCACGAGGGAUGUGGAACUGGUGCCACCAGAAGAGGAUCCUGUAUUUGAAGAUGCUGUGGUCAGUGAAGGUAGAGGAACCCAGAAAGGAGAGGAAAACUCUUUGGAAGAGAAUGUUCUAGCUGGGGAAGCAGCUCCUCAAGCUGGCAGAAGUGGUAAUGAGGCAGCCAACAAGGAGGGUAGUUCAGAUGUUUCAAGUCAAACACCUCAAACCCCAAGUGACUGGGUUGAACAGGUCCACCUAGUGUGAGCUGCACACCCCGGGCUCCCAGCGUGUCAUCGCGGAGACAGGUGGUGUGCCAGUGCAGUGCGCUGCCGCUGGACUCGAUCCGCUGAAUCCCAGCUCAGCUCUGAACCACUGGAAGUAGGAUCAAAUACAAGGCGUUCCCCCCGAAUAGUAGCUUCAUUUUGGAGUUAAGCCUCACAGGGAACCUCUUUCAAAUUUAAUUGGAUAGCUUUCCCUUUUUUCACUGACAAAAAGAAAGCGGGAGAGAGAGAGAAACAAAUUGGAGUAAGUCGGUUAGAUUCCACACGCCAAAAAAAUGCAGUCCCCUGUUUAGCCUAAGGUCGGCAAUAGUUAAAUUGAACAUUAAAAUUAAAGGCUUACUCCUUAAUCCUUGGAUGGUUUUCCUCUUUCAAAAAAAAAAGUGGGGUGGGGGGAAUCUUCAUUUUAGACGUUGUUUUGGGUAGAUCUGUUUGAACAAACACUGCGUUCCUUGAUCUCUCUGUGCUCAGACUUUCUUCCCGCCUUUUCGUCUGAGCAGAAUGAAUCGAAGUGUCCAAAGCUUCUCGUUAGUGCUGCAUCCACCACCAUGUACUUGGUUUUCAUUCUCACAUGAGUUGAAAAUUCCUUUUCAUGUCUAUUUACAGUCCACUAGUGCCAAACUCUGACUCGUGCGCCAAGACGGCAUUGAGGCGAGGGGUGCCCGCGAGGCUCUGGGUGGCCCCAGCGCACUCAGGAGUAAGGCACCAUGGGUGGCAGUGAAAUUCCAGGCUUUAAUGGGCUUUUGUUGCCAUGGAGACUGCAUUUACAUAAAUGUAGCCUGUAGCUUAAGUUAACUAAACCUAAUGCUGCUGUUAAAACAGUUUAUUUUAAUAUUAAAAUAUGGUUGAUUAGCAACAGCGGUGCUGUAUUUUAAAAGACACUUUAUUGGAAGUGCAAUCAUAGUUCUUUGUUUUCACAGUUUUACAGUGCAUUCUAAUUACUAAUGGGUGCAAUUACUUUUAAUGGUAAGUGUUUUAUAAAAUAGAAAAAAGUGGAGUUUUCUGAGUUAUAGUAAAUCCCACGAUUAUUAAAAAAUCCAAUAAAACAUCCUGCGCAACAUGUUACUGUGCCUUUGCCUAACUAAACGGAUAGUUGCCAGUUAAAUGAGUGAGUCAUUCACACUUCACUGUCUCUUCUGAAAUGACUAUGCUACGAACUGCAGAGACCUCCAUAAAACCACCCAUGGCCUUGCCUUUACAGUAAACAUAACAACUAAAUAUUCGAUCAGUCGUUUGCCUAAAUAGCAGGUACUGACAUGUGUUCGUUCUGUUGCACAAUACUAAUUUGCCAUGUGAUUACUGUUUAGUGUCCAAAAAAAUCAACUUCCUAGUUAUCAGUGUCUUACUGUGAAGAAAAUACUGGUCUUAGUUGUAAUUAAGAUACAAUGAUACAGUGUGUAAUUAAAACUAGAGUAACUGUUGGAAUGGCUGUUUUACUUACAUAUUAUCACAACUAGCAUAACAUAAACAAAAUAGAUAUGCAACGCUCCAUUUAACGUUUUGCCAGAUUCUUACCAGAAAUCUGCAGAUACCAAAAUUUCAGUACCAAGUUUGUACAGGCACGUCCUGGGCUGGGGGAAAGGUUACAUUAGUAUUGCUAGUCACAUGAGUUACAAUUACAGUUUUUUGUUACUUUUUAUUUUCCAAACCCUGCUUUUGAGAUACUCUCAUUUUUGGAGUUUGCAUGGCUAGGCUGUGGUAGUGGUUGAUGCCCCCCAGGCCCCCAGGGUAGAGAGCAGUGUGGGAGUUGUCCUGUGCCGGGAGUCCCGAGUCCACAGUAGGGCUCCUUUCCCCAGUCACCAGAGACAUUGGCAUCAACCCUGUGAGGAUUUGUUGGAGUAAAUGUUAACUUUUAUCUGCGGUGUAUUACUGUAUAUUCAACUGAAAUAGUCCAUUAAAGGAUUUUUUUUUUUUUUACAAAUUUAUUUUGGAUUGAAAAUACCAACACCCAUCAGUUUUUAGACCAAGUUGUAACUUUUCAGAAGAAGGAUCUGUGUGCCGCGAAGCCUGUCUGGCACAGCCGCGGUCAGCGCGGCCGUGCUGCGUGGGGGCGGCGGCGAAGCCUGCGCGCCGCGGGGAGGGGGCGCUGCGGCUUCACCCGGGCAGGCGGCGGGCGGUGCCCAGUGUCUGCACGCUGCUCCCUCCGGAGCGUGAGGAAAGACCAUUAGCCCAUUUGUAUUUCCUUGGUACAUAUUUUAAAAACAACAGUCACUGACUUUACAAUUCAGAAAUAAAGUUUGGCAAAGCCUAUUUUGUAAACAAGUUAAUUUUAUAAUGUAAAAAAACUACUCUAACCUGGACUUGUUAUUUGCACUUUCAUAGUCUAUACUUGAUACAUUCCCACUUUAUAUAUAGUAGGGUCUACAACCGUGUAGAUGUUUGGCCAAAUGAAUGCUGUUAAUAAUAUGUAAAAUUCUUUGAUUAAACAUUUAUUACUUAAACUACUUCACUUU